This is a messenger RNA of Plasmodium cynomolgi strain B, 1408 nucleotides long. RefSeq names its product peptide release factor. Bases 1 to 525 code for a protein of 174 amino acids. Lineage: Eukaryota; Apicomplexa; Aconoidasida; Haemosporida; Plasmodiidae. The record is from RefSeq and is a predicted model, not a curated record. The transcript has a single exon.
AUGAACAAACCGCUGAGCACUGCAGUCAAGUACUUCCUCUCUCCGAGCAGCAGCAGAUUCUUCACUUCCAUCCCGACUGAACUGACUAAAAACCAACAGAAGCUCCUCAUACAGCUAGCCAAAAGAACCGUUUCAAGGACAGGGGAUGGCAGAACCUAUCAGAAAAUCACCAAAAUUCAGGAACGGUGCAAAAUAUUGAAAACUCUCCAUGACGACUUAGAUGUGUAUGCGCAGCUCUUCCAGGAGAGUGGCUUGAUCGACGGGGGGCACAACCAUGACAAGACCAUCCACGAGGUGCAGUCCUCCUCCGUUAUGAACACAGACGAUGAUGUUAGGCAGCUCCUGCGCAACAUCGAAGACGUAGGGGGCAUCCUCCUACAGGAUGUGCUUGACUUUUACAAGAACGUUGUCAACACGGAGCAUCACUUGGACACGGAAGAGGUGAAGCUGGAGGUAGGUCAACCCGUCUUUCAAAAGGAUUCCCCCCAACGUUCAUUCCAGCCAUUAAGUGCCCCCCCUCCAUAACGUCCAUUGCAACCAUUAAGUGCCGCCCCCCCACAACGUCCAUUCCAUCCAUUAAGUCCCUCCCCCCCACAACGUCCAUUGCAACCAUUAAUUGCCCUCCCCAUCCCUUCAGAUCACCCCCGGCGUGGGGGGCCUCGAAGCCAAGCUGUUUUGCAACGACCUACUGAGCAUGUAUGAAAAUUUUUGCAAACUGAAGAAUUUCCAUUGCAGUCUCAUCAAAGGAGAUAGUGAUGAUACCAAAGAUGGAAACAGAAGCAUCGUCGCAGUGAUCAAAGGAGAGCGUGUGUAUGAACACUUCGUUCAAGAAAAUGGAAUCCAUCGAGUACAGAGAGUACCAGUAAAUAGUAAAAAAAUACAAACCUCUACAUCUGUCGUAUUUGUGUUUGAUGAGGAAAGCUUAACAAAGAAAAUUCAAAAAAAAAUGAACAUAAAUAAAAGUGAUCUCUUGAUCGAAACUAAAAGAUCUGGAGGAGCGGGAGGACAAAGUGUUAAUAAAAAUGAGACAUGUGUGAAGGUCCUCCAUAAACCAACCAACUUAUCUGUGGAGGUACAAAAAACCUCAAGCCAAAUACAAAACAGGAGUAUGGCCAUACAGGCACUUAAGACCAAACUGUUCUGUUUUUACUACCAGCAGGAGAAGGACCUUUUUUUUAAGUACAAGAAAAAUAAGAAAAUGAAUGGAGAUAGAAGUGAGAAAAUACGAACGUACAAUUAUGUGAGUGAUUUUAUUACUGACCAUUUGAGCAAUGUGCAGUAUCCUGGGAUCGAUCUCUUCUUCAAGGGUGAUGGUCUCGUUCGCCUCGUCGAUCACAGCAGACAGAUUUUCUAUCGACAUCUCGUCGACGAGGCGUUGAGCUUCAUCUUGGCUCGCACGCAAGAGUGA